CUGGCGUUACAAGCGCCAUGCUCUACCAACUGAGCUACAGAAGGACCACCCAUAAGAACUUUGACAUUAACAAUAUGGCUACUAUUAACAAAGAGUUGUUGUCAAGGCAACUGGUUCAUUGACCUAUAGAAUGCCUCCGUGCAUGGAAGACUGAGGAGGUAUUGUCUUCACUUUGCACAUGGUCCAUUUCAUGAUCCAUACAUUCUAUACUCCAUAUUAUUCAAAUGUGGCAUAGCCCUUUUCCCACCUUCCAUGUAGCAUGACGUUUGCUUAUGAAUGGUUGAUGAUGCAUCUACGAAGGGUCAUUGAAGGCUUCAUAAAAGCUUUUCAAGUUGAUUCCAACAGAAACAGCUCAGUGCCACCGGUCCCGGUUGGCAUGUUUCCAGGUGUCAGUCAGAGCUCAGAUGGUAGUGUGCUCUUAAAGGUCUGCUUGGACAACAGUCGCUCUCUUCAGUUGUGUUUCCAUGAAAGAUGGUGUAAGAAGUUAAGAUAGUGUAACGGUCAGUAUUAUUCAGCAUUUGGGACAUCAAUACCUUAACCAUUAUAAAUUUCAACUUCAAUGGGGUAGGGACGUCCAAACGUUUCUGGAUCGCACUGACCAUAGUUUAACUGUAGUACCCUUUUUUUGGUCCUUGAGCUGUUCUUGUCUAUUAAUGUUCUGUAUUAUGUCAUGAUUUAUGUGCACCACCAGGAAGAGUAGCUGCUGCUAUAGCAACAGCUGAUGGGGAUUCUAAUUAAAUACCAGAGGAAUGUGUUAUGAGAUAUAUGACUAGCUAUUGACCAGGGCUGUCUCUAUGAACCUGCUGGAGACACUGCACAUACAGUGGUAGAAGGUAGGCUGUAUCUAUGGCUGAGUGAGGGAUCUUUACAUUCUAUUAUACUACACUAGAUGUUCUGUGAGAAACAACACAGUCAGAGACAAGUUGACUGUGUUUAGGGUUUUACUGAGUGAAUCAUGCUGCCUGAAUCAGCUCCAAGAUCCAUAAUAAUGGCUUUUCUAUCCAGAGACGAUGAUUGUUGUCUUGAUUGAUAUUUAUAGCCAUCUUAAACCCAAAUGACAAAUCGGUGUAAAACAAAUAAGGUACAUCAAAAUGGUAUCCUGAUAAUCGGGUAUUUAUCUACCCAGGGGUCUUGCUGUUCAUUUGGGGUUAUUACAGGCCCCCUAUUGGUCCAUCAGCUGGCUGUACAGGAGCCAAUACCGGAGCUUGUAACAGCAUGCUCCAGCCAUACGACAUGCCUUUUUGUUUUUUAAUGAUCAAGAAGCUCCUUAAAAAUGUUGCCCUGCGCUCCUCUCCCAUACAAGGGAGCAGAAAGGUAGGGUGCGCACACAGCUCGGUGAGCUAUACCCCCGCCCCCAAACCAAUCAAUUCAGAGAACCACUGGCUCCUUCAGGAUCUCCGGAGGGCAGAGCUUCACUUGAACAACAGGAGACAGACAAAGCUGAAAAUGGCACGGGCAGGAAGACAGUUUUCCCUGAUCUAUACUGGAAUCCUCCUAGUGUUAUCACCAGAGUUUCUGGGGGCCGGCCCGGUGAGGCAGAAUGUGGAGGAGGAGGAGGAGGCAUCUUCAGUAUCCAGGGAUGUCCGCAGCAAGCGGAGUCUUCCUGUUCACAUGCCCGUCCUCCAGCGGCUCCCUGACUUCUGGGGAUGGUACAGAUUCUUCAUGGAUACUGGCAACCAGGAAGGAAUCGAGGAUCUGGACAAGAUGUACAUGAUCUACCUGCAGAACAAGCACCGCUCCGAGGAGGGUCCCAACUUCAACCACUACCUCACCCACCUCAGUGCUAUCUACAAGACCUGCGCCGAAUCCGACGACCCAGAGUGCAUCGCCGAGUCCACCAGCAAGCCCAAGGCCAAGGUGUUGAUGCCCUCGCCCAUCAAGACCUUCACAGUCGGAACGUGCAACCCUUAUAUCGACCCCUACUGCCUCUUCCCCAUGGCCCCUAAGAUGGCUGCCCCAAAGCCUCCUCUGACUCCAGCCCCGGCUCCGGUCAAAGCUGCCCCAGUGCCUGUCCUGACCCCCUUCCUGCCGUACCCUCAGAAAACCCCCACAGGGUUCUACUAUGCCCCAGUCCUGGAGCCCUUCCUCACCGCUGAGCAGAAUACAGAGCUGCUGCGUAUCUGUAACCCUGACGACACAGAGUGUCUGCAGUACCACCUGCGCGCCGCCUACGGCUACAGGCCCGCUACUGGACCCGCCCCGUCCUAUGCUGCCCUGGGCUGCAAUCCCACCAAGGACCCCUACUGCCAGCCUCAGCUGGUGAAGAAGGGCCCCUCCGGCUUCUUCCACCUGUACCCCACCUGCGACCCAGCCACCGACCCCCUGUGCAUGGCUAGCGUAGCGACCCCUCCUCCCGCUCCCCUGGAUACCCCCAAGGAGCAGCACUGCAACCCCCUCUUCGACAAGGGCUGCAACCCCCUCACCGCCACCAAGCUGGCGGGCCUCACCAAGCCCGUCCUGGAGUACACGCCAAAAGACGUACCGGCCCCCGCCCCUUUGGCGUGUGACCCGCGCUACGACCCAUACUGCCUGCUUGGUGCUGCCGCCGCCCUCUAUAAGGCCCCCCCAGCGCUGCCUCAGUUCCAGAUCCGAUCCCGCCUGGGCGUCCUCGGGAAGACCAAGGAGGGCCAUGACUGCUACGUGCACUACGACAAGGACUGCACUCCUGUGAAGGCCAGCGACGAACCCAAGGCCCCCGCUGUACCCCAGUGCCACCCCUACGACUUCACCUGCAACGGCAUGUCCGCCCCCACUACCCUCACCGCUGAGGCCAACAAACCCAAGAGUGGUGUGAUCUUGCCCGAUCCCGACUGCGACCCUGAAUACGACUACAACUGCCGCCUUCGUCGCGCCGAGGACUCCCCCGCUGCGAUGGAAUCAGCGACGAAGGAGCAGGUGCAGCAGAAGGCAGGGCCCGGGUACACUGUCCCACAGUUACAAGACUUCCUGAGGAGUUACAUGGCCAUGGGUCAGUACAGGAAGAAGUACAUUUAAAAAAAACACACGUCACACAAAUGUCAACUAGACGCUAGAACGCUAGAACUGGAAGAAAGUGAGACAAGUUCAUGUUUUACACACACACACUCUCUCACAGUCCUCCCAAGGUACUGAAAUAUCUCCCAUGGUCCAAUACUGCAAAAGCAGAACAACUAGUGUCUUAUCAACAGGAAGUUCCAGACCUGCAAUAGUUAAUCUGAUUUGCUCAAUUACAGUGCCUGAAGGUAUAUCAUUUUACUGACUGUGAUAUCCUGGCUAUCCUGAAACCCAACAUGAGUCCCUCUAGGUUUUAUGGUCCCAUAGAAGUCUAUGUGAAAGUUGCGCAUUUAAUACUACGUUUGUCUGUAGAAAAAAAAUCUGUAUUGUGUUUGUAGAAUAGGGAAGCUAGCAGACUUGAAUAUGGUCUAAUCUAAAUUUGUGUCAGUAUGUUGGUAUGUUUUCUGUGGUUGUACAUUGUCCAUUUCCAGUGUUUUGUGAACAUUGUCUCUCCUGAGUGUAAUUUAAUGUUGUUUUCAUAGUAUGUCUAAAACCUGUCAACCUCAAACCCUUCCGCUCGUUAGUUUGUUAAUUUUAUUUCCAAAUAAAACA
Messenger RNA from Oncorhynchus keta (chum salmon), 3585 nucleotides. RefSeq lists its product as uncharacterized. The transcript has 5 exons. Bases 1216 to 2994 code for a protein of 592 amino acids. NCBI's taxonomy places the organism in Eukaryota, Metazoa, Chordata, Actinopteri, Salmoniformes, Salmonidae. The record is from RefSeq and is a predicted model, not a curated record.